Anisakis simplex (herring worm) is the source of this 561-nucleotide messenger RNA. The record is from the annotation of a GenBank genome assembly. Lineage: Eukaryota; Metazoa; Nematoda; Chromadorea; Rhabditida; Anisakidae.
AUGAAUCCGUGGAUGCUUUGGAAGCGAUUUAAUCCGUACGAGUUAACAGUAUCGUUUGCGCAAAAGCGUGUUAAAUUGAUGAUGACCAGUGUUCAGAUGAGUCAGAAUUGCCUUUCACCAGCAUCUCGAAUUCGUAUUGCUGCUGACGUUCAUCAUCGACACAGUAUUAGUGACGAUGACAGUGGAUGUAUUCUCGAAGAAUAUUCAUGGGUACCCAGUGGUAUUAAGCCGGAUAUGGUGCACAUGUACUUUGCGUGUCUUCCGGAGGACAAAAUUCCGUACGUGAACUCAGUUGGUGAGAAAUGGCGAAUUAAACAGCUGCAAUAUCAACUUCCGGCUCAGGACUCUGACCGACAAUACUGCGCAAAAUUGAGCGAGCAAGAGCAGUUGGAAUUGGUGCAGUUUGAGAGCGAUCGCAAGCGACAAUCGCUUGGUCGAGGCAUCAUCAAGCAACUACCUUACGACAGUAAACGAAGACAUUGUCAUCAGGUUAACUCUUCGUUUGUUACGACCUUAUCGUUUGGUUUUUGUCCAUUAAUCGAGAGUUUUGAACUUUUAUGA